Molecule: messenger RNA, 300 nt
Organism: Opisthorchis viverrini
Lineage: Eukaryota; Metazoa; Platyhelminthes; Trematoda; Opisthorchiida; Opisthorchiidae
Exons: 2
Coding region: 1-300 (99 amino acids)
Source: RefSeq, a predicted model, not a curated record
AUGAAUCAUACAAGCGACAUGAAUUCCGUCUCGAACAUAGAGCGUAUUCUCCGUACGUUAUCGAAGGAAGCUCGUCGGAACUGGGCAAGGUUGGUUGACUCUAUGGACAACCUUGGAAAGCAGAUGGGUUUCUCUGACCUGUGCAACUUCAUUGCUUAUGGUCGAACGAGAGAAAUACGUAAGGAUCUCUUUGGGAGGGAAUAUAUGGUGGCCAGAGCCAUACUGAACAAUCUGUUCAAGAAAUUGAAACCGGUGCAUGACCAUGCAGAUUCACUAUCUCGUUUAUCGAUAAAUCUUUAA